AUAUAGUUUUUACUUUUUACAACACAUGUAUAUGACGGUUUCAGAUACGGAUAAAGGAAACAAAUUCAACUCCGAGUCAUCAAUCAAGACUACGAUCUCUAACAAUAGAACUCGAGCAGACAAAACAAACUCUUACAAGAACACUACAACUUAACACCAUCAUGUCCAACAGAAUCAAAACUCUAACACAAGAACUCGAACUUGGGAGGAAGGAGAUACAACGGCUCAGCAGGACAAGGUCGAGUCGCUUAGACAAUCCGGAGAUUGAGGAACUCAAGUUCGUUGAACAGCAUCAAACGACGACGGCUAAAGAUGUUGAGGAAGAAAUUGUGACGACGGAGGAGUUGGAGAAGAGGAGACUCGUGACAUUCGCUAGCUCGCCUUUGCUGACACGUGUGAUGUCAAGCGUCGGGGACGAAGAGGAAAGGGAGAAGAAAGAGAAGGAUUUUGAGAGAGAUUAUUCCUUCAAGAAGACGAAAUCAAAGAAGGGUUUUGCUCCGUUUAUGGGAUGGUUUAGAGCAACCCGAGGAAGAGAUUGAUCUAUAUAUAUGUCCAAUAAUGAUAGGUCAUACUG
This is a messenger RNA of Arabidopsis arenosa, 574 nucleotides long. The record is from the annotation of a GenBank genome assembly. Lineage: Eukaryota; Viridiplantae; Streptophyta; Magnoliopsida; Brassicales; Brassicaceae.